CAGACUUUUGCAUGACGAUAGCGCAGUGAUGCAGAUGUCGGUAUGUGAUAGGAAUCUUGUGGCGUCGCUAAGGGGCGCAUUCUCUGAACUGAGGCCUUCAUGUGGCUUGCUGUAUCAAUCUUGCACAACAUCAGUGCGGUAAGAAGCCCUCUGAGUAUUGUUUCGUGCGGUUGAUCCAUAUAUCAUGCACCUGUUCCUUUUCCUGAGACACGGCUCGCUACCCGACGACCUUGCAAACUCCGCGUUGGGAGUUGUAUACGUUCAGAGCAGGCCAUCUGCACUUCGCUCGUUACUUUCAUAAACUCCACUCUCAUAUCAAACAUCAUGAAAUUAUUCACUUACGAGACCUGGGGUGUGCCCAGGGCCGGCUUCGAUCUGCCAUACAACUUCGUCCGUUCGCACUUCGUCUCACCCAUCGUCCUCGCAUGCGUCCGCGCCUUGCUGAGCAUUUACUGCUUCACGACUAUCAUAACAUGCUAUACCUGGCUAGCGAACGAGACAGCUACGAUCAAACUCAAAGAUGUCAAUAUUGGAUCCUAUACCAUCCAACAAGGCAAUGCAGCUAUUGGGCAGUCGUUCUCGUUCUUCACCUACCUCACCUUCUGGUCACUUGGCUUCUACUUCCUCGUGUCGAGCGUACACACGUUCAUGUACGCAUUCCGGCAAAGAACAUGGCUACACACCUGGCCAAAGUACUUGCAGCUCUUGCAUAGCAUGUACUACUCCACCAUGACUUCGUUCCCGUUCCUGGUCACGAUUGUCUUUUGGGGGACUAUGAAUUCUGGAUGGCCGGCUGGCCGAUUCGAGCAGUGGAUUAACAUCUCCGUUCACGGUCUCAACAGCGUCUUUGCUGCGACUGAGAUUAUACUAUCAGCUACCGAGCCACAGCCGUGGCAUCAUCUGUCCGUUGUCCUUGGGGUGUUAUCGAUUUACCUUGGGCUCUCAUACCUCACGCGGUAUACUCAGGGCUUCUACGUGUAUGAGUGGAUGAACCCGGCACAUGGCAACGCCAGCAUUGUCUUGCAUGUCUUGGGUUAUGCAGGUGGAAUGAUUGCGCUGUUCGUGCUAGCAAGGUACGCAAUUAUAGCCCGAAAUAUGUUAGCGCGACGACUGCAGGGGUCUGAGGAAAUGGAGUAUGGCGAAAAAGGCAUCCAGCUUGAUGAUGAUCGGUCCGACACUUGGUCGGCGAAGGUCGGGGUGGUCAAGCCGACGCCCAUGCGCGUGCAGAAGAAGCCAAAGAUAGUCGUUUCCGAAGUUUAGGAGGCAGUGUCGAAUUAGCAUCAGGGUUUAUGUAAGAUAUAGAUCUAGUCAUGAUAGGGCUUUACGCAACGCCAUCCUUCGGAUAUGAAUCAGCUUCCCCUCUAGGCUGUGGAGUAAGGCCUUUGUGAUCCGGCAUGUGCACUGUCAAUUGAAAGUCUACUCUGGUCCCG
Messenger RNA from Alternaria rosae, 1430 nucleotides. RefSeq lists its product as uncharacterized. The record is from RefSeq and is a predicted model, not a curated record. The transcript has 2 exons. Gene Ontology annotation, cellular component: membrane. NCBI's taxonomy places the organism in Eukaryota, Fungi, Ascomycota, Dothideomycetes, Pleosporales, Pleosporaceae. The coding region runs from base 325 to 1260 and encodes 311 amino acids.